Trichomycterus rosablanca is the source of this 2670-nucleotide messenger RNA. RefSeq names its product phosphatidylinositol-4-phosphate 5-kinase, type I, beta a (gene pip5k1ba). The transcript is spliced from 15 exons. Gene Ontology annotation, biological process: phosphatidylinositol phosphate biosynthetic process. Bases 157 to 1701 code for a protein of 514 amino acids. Gene Ontology annotation, cellular component: plasma membrane. Gene Ontology annotation, molecular function: 1-phosphatidylinositol-4-phosphate 5-kinase activity. The record is from RefSeq and is a predicted model, not a curated record. NCBI's taxonomy places the organism in Eukaryota, Metazoa, Chordata, Actinopteri, Siluriformes, Trichomycteridae.
AGGGCGGUUAGAGAUCAACAGUAUCUGAUGGUGGUGGAAUAACCGAGCAAUAAACUCACAACCUGCGAUUCUGAUACCAGAGUUUCUUCAGGACUCCUAUAUGUGUAAAUUGGAUAUGCUGAGGCCAUGAGGUUGGAUUAAAAGAGCAGAUUAAAGAUGUCAGCAUCGAAUGAGACCGGGGGUGAAAGACCUCAAAAGAGUGGAGCCAAGAAUCAGAAAAAGCCCACAGCAGAGGCAGUGAAGGGAGCCAUUCAGCUUGGCAUUGGUUACACUGUGGGCAAUCUCACUUCUAAAACAGACAGAGAUGUUCUCAUGCAAGAUUUUUAUGUGGUGGAGAGUGUCUUCUUCCCCAGUGAAGGCAGUAACUUGACCCCGGCACAUCACUACCCUGACUUCCGCUUUAAAACCUACGCACCAAUGGCCUUCCGCUAUUUCAGAGAACUGUUUGGGAUUAAACCAGAUGACUACCUGUAUUCUUUUUGCAGUGAACCCCUAAUUGAACUUUCUAACCCUGGGGCAAGUAGCUCCUGGUUCUACCUAACAAGCGAUGAUGAGUUUAUUAUCAAGACAGUGCAGCACAAGGAGGCCGAGUUUCUGCAGAAGCUGCUACCUGGCUACUACAUGAAUCUAAACCAGAACCCGAGGACGCUCCUGCCUAAGUUUUAUGGCCUCUACUGUGUCCAGUGUGGAGGAGUCAAUAUCCGGCUAGUGGUGAUGAACAAUGUGCUUCCACGGUCUCUAAUUAUGCACUACAAAUAUGACCUAAAAGGCUCUACAUACAAACGACGAGCCUCCCGCAAAGAGCGUACCAAGUCUUCACCCACCUUCAAAGAUCUGGACUUUCAGGAUAUGCACUCUGAAGGCAUUUAUUUUGAUGCUGACACCUACAACGCAUUAAUCAAGACGCUACAGCGAGACUGUCGGGUGUUGGAAAGUUUUAAGAUCAUGGACUACAGCCUGCUGCUUGGAAUCCAUGUGCUGGAUCGGAAGUUGAGGGGGAGAGGAGGCAGAGGGGACAGCAGAGGGGACAGUAAACGCCAAGGUCAGAAAGUUCUCUACUCCACUGCUAUGGAGUCCAUCCAGGGAGGAGGCAAACCUGUGGAGCCUUUCCCAAACACAGAUGAAGAUACAAUGGGUGGGAUCCCUGCUAAACACAAAGAUGGGAGAUUGCUGAUUUUUUUGGGAAUCAUUGACAUACUGCAGUCCUACAGAUUAAUAAAAAAGGUUGAACACUCCUGGAAAGCUCUCGUACAUGAUGGUGACACAGUGUCAGUCCACAGACCAAAUUUCUAUGCUGACAGGUUCUUAAAGUUUAUGAGUGGCACUGUAUUUAAAAAGAUUGGUCCACUUCGUGGAGCUUCUUCUCGAAGGAAAAGAAACUCUGUACUGCCGAAAAGGUCUGCAUCACAUGAAGUACUUUCGACUGUUACAGAGGAGAAAAGCGAGGAGAGGAAAGCACAAAGCCUAGAAAACCUGGAUGAUCAAGAUUUGGGCUGCUGUCCAAAACCUGAUCUGAUCCCGAGCUCCAGCAAUUUGAUUGCUGCUGUUUCUACAGCUUCUAUCCCUUCUUUAGAUGAAGUGAAUAAGCUCGAGCAGGAGGAAGAUGGAAACAGCAGUUCAACUCUGGCUCUGGAUGAUGCAGCCCAGGCAUCUGCUUCUUCAGAGAGCAACAAUGGUGAAUCGCUGGACGUUUACUUGUGAUAUGUGAAGUCUGAUGAAGUGGACCUGCAGGCCCAAACAUCUACAAGAUGCCAAUCGGAGCAUCAACGUAAAAAUGACAUAUAUUUUUUUUAUUACAACCAUUGCUUCAUUAUUUAAAGAAUGAAUUAAGGCAGUUAUCUGUAAGCCAUUUCACUCAGACAGGGUCAGUCCUGUCCAGAUGUCAAAUUAUAUGUAUCUUGACUGCUUAUUGCUGCUAAUACAUGAAUGAAUGAGAGACCCACCUUAUAUUUUAGUGGAAAAUUUACCACAGUGUAGACCUGUACACCCUCUGAGCACUUUUAUAUUGAACUGAAAAUGUGGAUGUUUACACUGAUGCCAUUUAGCUUUAGUUUUAAGAUGCCCCAAAUUUUUCUGUAUCAUUUUUGCUUUGACACACCUGAUAUACCAUACUUAUAAAGAGUGAACAGGUUAAAUCAGGUACCAGAAAAAACACUGAAGUUCAUAGAAAUAUCAACAGCUUUCAAUUAAUUUAGGUGAUUUAUAUCUCUGGAUAAGAGUGUCUGCUAAAUGCUGUACAUGUAAAUUUAUUUGAAUACGGAAUGCAUGCAACACUCCUGCAAAGAGCUUUUUAUUCAUUGUUAUCAAUAUUUAAUCUAUUAAUUUGUCACUUUUCUAUUAUUUCUUUUGAGAAAUGCCUUAGAACCUGCCAAAUAAGUGCCAAAUGAUUUUAUAUAAUGAAAUAAAUAACAUUUGGUUUGAUUAAUGAUCUCAAAUGAACAACCAAAUGUUGGUCAUGUGAUCUAAAUGCACAAAUCCAAAAUCAGUUAUAGCGUAUUAGUCUAAACGGUUCACAAGUUUCUGAUGUGAUGCAUUUCAAAUAUUAUUGUAUUCUAGGUAUCUUGGUAUGUAAAGUAUAUUAUUUUGAUGGCAUAUGUAAGUAAUAUAUUGGACAAGUGUUUAUCUUUUGUAUUUAUGAAGAACUGUUGAAUGCUUAAUGUGCUGUUGAAG